Molecule: messenger RNA, 969 nt
Organism: Necator americanus (New World hookworm)
Lineage: Eukaryota; Metazoa; Nematoda; Chromadorea; Rhabditida; Ancylostomatidae
Exons: 7
Coding region: 1-969 (322 amino acids)
Biological process (GO): positive regulation of response to oxidative stress
Cellular component (GO): membrane
Molecular function (GO): chondroitin 4-sulfotransferase activity
Source: RefSeq, a predicted model, not a curated record
AUGAUACUUUUUUUUGUUAUAUUUGUAACAUUUAUUUGGCAACGAACUCCAAAUGAAGUCAGUCUUCCAGCGCCACCACCAUCUACAAACUAUGAAAUCAAAUACAAUGAAUUUAAAAAACAUUACGACGAUGCCAUGGACAUGGAGCAACAAACCCCAUCAGCAAACUCAUCCCGCCUCCUUCCUCCUUAUCACAAUCUUGUCGAAGCUAUUAUGGUUGAGCCGAAGUAUAAUCUUGUCUCAUGCCAAAUCGAGAAGGUCAUGACAACAAUUCGAGAUGGGAUAUUUUGUUAUCUGACCAAUAACACGGAAUUUCUGGCGCACAAUCGAUCGAUAAGUACGGAAUACUGGACUUCAAGAUUUUGUGACAACACAUUUCUUCGUUUGGGCGUAGAAGAGGUUCUAGAGGAGUUUGGCCCCAAUCUAACACUGUUCACAGUAGUUCGACAUCCUAUCGAUCGAUUUCUUAGCGGUUACGUUGACAAAUGUAUCAACGAAAAAGGUUAUUUUCCAUCCGAAAAGCUCUGUUUUUCCUGUGGACACGAUUUACGAUGUUUCAUUGAGAAGCUGUACAAGAUUUUAUGGGAGUAUUAUAUGAAUAAUACAAAUGUACAUACUAUAAUAGGAAGAGAUAUUACUUACUAUCAUAUUCGACAUUUUGCUCCACAAACAUGGUAUUGUAAUUUUAAAAAAUUCAAAAAUGACUACAUUAUUGUCGAUUAUCAUACCGGUACGAACGGUACGGUGAGGAUUGCGGACGAGUUCGACAAGAUAUUCGAACAAGCACAUGUUCCCGAUGAUAUGCGAGCAGUUAUACAUAGCGAAAUGCUUAAAGGCACAACACGUCAUUCGACGUCUCAUUCCGAAAAGCGAAAAAGAAUCGAGGAACAGCUCCUUUCAAACGAAUACCUCAUGAGGCUACUAAUGCAAAUAUAUUAUUAUGAUUUUGUUGAGUUCGGUUUCAGAUAA